AUGAAAUGUUGGGGUUACGGCCAAUAUGGGCAGCUUGGGCAGGGAACGCAAGAAGACCUGGGAGAUGAAGCCUUUGAGAUGGGUGAGAAUCUCUCCUACAUAGACCUGGGAAGCAACCGAACGGUCGUGCAAGCUGCAGCUGGCGGAUUACACACCUGUGCUUUGUUGGACAAUCAUGCCAUCAAAUGUUGGGGCCAUGGAGGCUAUGGUCAACUUGGCCUUGGGAACACUGAGACAAUCGGUGAUGAUGCAAAUGAAAUGGGAGACAAUCUCUCAACAGUUGAUUUGGGCAGCGGAAGGACCGCUCAACAAGUUGCAGCCGGUGCUUGGCACAGCUGUGCCUUGCUGGAUGAUUUUUCCGUGAAAUGUUGGGGUUCUGGACUCAGUGGGCAGCUUGGCCAAAACGACCAGCUGAAUAUUGGCGAUUCGGCCAACGAGCUGGGCGAUGCGCUACCAGCAAUCAAUCUGGGCUCAACGGCUCUCAAGGUUGUUGCAGGUGUAUACGGCCAAUUGGGUGAUGGAACCUUUCUCGACCUUGGUGACAGCCCAGAUGAGAAGCUUCGCAGUUUUUCACUUCGCUUUUUCUUUUCAAAUUUAGCAUUCAAAUAG
This is a messenger RNA of Cladocopium goreaui, 609 nucleotides long. The record is from the annotation of a GenBank genome assembly. Lineage: Eukaryota; Dinophyceae; Suessiales; Symbiodiniaceae.